CCGCAGCAGACAGAAUUCAAAUUCACAGCAAAUUAAAUCGGAUGUUCUGAUCUAAUCACAAGUGUCGUUAACUCGAAGUGAAUUCUCAAGUCUUGCAUUAAGUACUCAGCGCAUAACUGUUUUCAUUUUGUUUAUUCGCAUUUUAUUGCAAUACUUAAAUAUUUGUUCAUUACUUUGUAUGUAGACAUAUUUCCUUUUUUUCGGAAACUGGCACAAACUGCAAAUGGCAAAUGUCUGCGCUGAAUGGUGAAUAUAAAAACGCAUUUGACUUAGAUUUUCGGAAUCAGUGUAAGUGUAGCGGGUAGCGAAAGUGCGCUGCAUUGCGCAAUAAAUAGUGAACGGAAAAUUGCAAGAGAAAUUUGAAAGUGAAAUUAAUAGUUUUUGCUGAAAUUUUAUAAAAAAAAAAUUCCAAAAACAUGUUCAAUAUGAAAAUCACUUUGGCAUUCUUAUUGUUCGCUGGCUUGCUAGCCAUUGGCGUUGACGCCGGCAGCGAACCAGUUUGUUCGUAUCGGAAUAAUCAGGGUGAAACGAUCUUCCUGAAGUAUUUGCCGCUGUUGAAACAGGGACAGGACUAUGUAGACUUUAGCGCAGAUGGAAAGUGUGUGAAGCGUGCCGUUUGCUCGGAGAAUUUCAAAACCGAAGUGGAAGAUUGCGCCAAAUAUCCCGUUACUUGUACUAAUAAAAAGACGUACCCUGGCGUUUUCCCCGGUUGUUGCGUUAAGUGCUAAUUUAUUAAACAAAAUGGCAUAAUAAACUAUAAUUUUGAGUCUAGAGUUUUAUAAUAAUUUAUUUAGAGAAGUACAAACGAUGUAAUUUUGCUCACUUACACACCAAAGAAAUACCAUAAUGAUGAUUAGUCUUAAGAAAAAGCAUAUUUAAAAAAAAAAAACAUAUAUAUUUAAUCAUUACUAAACGAAAAACAAUAUAAACAUACAUAUACAAAUAUAUAAAGCAAUAUCAUAUGUUACUCUACAACAAAUAAAAUGCAUUCACAUAACGAAGAAAGUUAUUUAAACACGUUAAAAAAAA
Molecule: messenger RNA, 1029 nt
Organism: Rhagoletis pomonella (apple maggot)
Lineage: Eukaryota; Metazoa; Arthropoda; Insecta; Diptera; Tephritidae
Exons: 3
Coding region: 417-728 (103 amino acids)
Source: RefSeq, a predicted model, not a curated record